Messenger RNA from Emys orbicularis (European pond turtle), 891 nucleotides. Its product is annotated as palmitoyltransferase ZDHHC3-like. Gene Ontology annotation, molecular function: palmitoyltransferase activity. The record is from RefSeq and is a predicted model, not a curated record. NCBI's taxonomy places the organism in Eukaryota, Metazoa, Chordata, Testudines, Emydidae. The transcript has 9 exons. Bases 1 to 891 code for a protein of 296 amino acids.
AUGGGGGCGGCGGGGCCGGGCCGCUGCGGGCGGGACCCGUGCGGGGCGCUCUGCCUGCUGCUCACCUACCUGAGCGUGGGCUACGCCGACUACGUCAUCCUCACCCACAUCCUGCUGCAGCCGGGCUUCCGGGGCAGCCUCUGGUGUCCCUUCCAUGCCGUGACGUUUAACCUCAUUGUCCUUCUGUUGCUGGCCUGUCACACACGAGCUGUCUUUGCUGAUCCAGGCAUGGUCCCGCUGCCCGAUACCGCCAUCGACUUCUCUGACCUGCGCAGCAACACGCCCCACAAGAGCGAGCGGAGCAAUGAGGACUGGACUGUGUGUAACCGCUGUGAGACGUACCGCCCGCCGCGGGCGCACCACUGCCGCAUCUGCCACCGCUGCGUCCGCCGCAUGGAUCACCACUGCCCCUGGAUCAACAACUGCGUUGGCGAGUUAAACCAGAAAUACUUCAUCCAGUUCCUCUUCUACACUGGGCUGGCUAGUCUCUAUGCCAUGGGGCUGGUGUUAACCACGUGGCUGUGGCCGGUGGACAGGAGCUUCCCCGGGAAGAUGGAAGGUGCGGCUGGAGGCGUCUCUAACAACCAUGUCCAGAUGGCUCACUGCAUUGUCCUGCUGGUGGAGUCCAUCCUCUUCGGGGUCUUCGUCACCGUCAUCUUCUAUGACCAGGUGGUCUCUAUCAUCAUGGACGAGACUCCGAUCGAGCAGCUGCGGAACCGGCUGCUGAAGGAGGCGCGCCGGGAGGUGGCACACACCCGGAAGCCGAAGAUCGCGCUGCUGCGGGAGGUGUUUGGACGGGGCUUCGUGAUCUGCUGGUUUUUCCCAUGUAACUGCAGCCCCCCAUCAGGCGGGGCCCCUGCCUACAGCUAUCUGCCCAACUACGAUGUGUGA